AUGCAGCUGUUAGGUGCACGGUUGUCAGGCAUGUGGUCAUCAGACAUGCCAGUGGCAGUACCCCCCCAGGGCGCCAGCUGCCCUACGCCGGGAGAGAGGAUACCCCCUGCGACGGGGCGCUGGCCGGUCCAGAUGGGUCUUGUGGAAAUCAGUGAUGAUAAGAACAGGGCUGAGGACACACUGAGCAUGAUCACCUACCAGCGCCAGGCCACCAUGACAGGUAACACCCCACUGCGUGACAAGAGGCUGCAGUUCCUACUCAGGAAGAACUCACCCAUGGAAAAAAGGUUCAGUGCACAGGGCAGCGCCCCUGACGGGGGCUACGGGUGGCUCGUGUUAGCCUCUGCUUUUUUUGUCUUUGGACUCACGUUUGGGAUUGUUAAGGCCUUUGGAGUUUUCUACGUGGAGAUCAACCAGUAUUUCGCCACCUCUGCGACAGAGGCAUCUUGGAUCACAUCCAUUGCCGUGGCAACCGUCCAUAUUGGUGCUCCAAUAGGGGCCGUGCUGAGCACACGCUAUGGACACCGUGCCGUGGUGAUGGCUGGGGGACUUCUGGCCGGGGUAGGAAUGGUUGGCGGAUCCCUUUCCCAGAACCUGGUCCAGUUGUACAUGACUGUUGGGUUUCUGUCUGGUUUGGGUUACGCUAUCUGCUGGACCCCAACAAUGACAAUGCUGGCCCUGUACUUUGAGAGGCGGCGACCCAUGGCCAAUGGGCUGGCCAGCGCAGGUGAGUGCAUCAUGACCUUCCUCAUAACGCCCUUCUUCCAGCUCCUGGUGGACUGGUACUCCUGGAGGGGGGCCAUGCUUGUCCUGGCUGGGCUGGAACUGAACCUGUCUGUGUGCGGGGCACUCCUGCGUCCCCUGACCCUCGCCGGAGAUUCCCCUGGGAACAAGGCCUCGCCCCAGGAAGCGGCUGCACCCUCUGAGAGGCCCACCACUAGCCAGAGUGGAGGGGCAGUGCUGCAGAAGAAGGUCUUGCACUAUGUGGACUACACUCUCAUAACCAACAAGCGCUUCAUCAUCUACUCCCUGUCUGGGGUUUUCGCUGCCCUGGGCUUCUUCGCACCCGCUCUCUUCCUGGUGCCCUACGCGCGCAGCCGGGGCGUUGAGGAGUACCAGGCGGCGUCACUCAUGUCGAUCUCAGCAGCGUUUGACCUGACGGGCCGACUCGCCUGCGGCUGGAUUGCUAACCUGCGGCUGUGGGAGACCAUCAAGCUGCUGAUGGGCACCAUGACAAUGCUGGGGGCCGUGCUGCUCAUGUGUCCGUUGGCCAAGAGCUUCAGCGAGCUGGCCAUCUUCAGCGCAGCGUACGGUCUGACCUUCGGCGCCACGGUCUCCAUCCACAUCACCGUGCUGGUCGAAGUGGUGGGCGUGGCCCAACUUGGCAGCGCGCUCAGCUUCUUCAUGCUCAUCCGAAGCAGCGGGGGCCUCCUGGGACCCCCAAUAGCAGGAGCCUUUAUAGACAAAAUGAGCGACUAUGGGAUGGGCUUCCUGAUAGCAGGCGUGGCCCUCAUUGUCUCCGCCCUCUUCCUUCUGCUUUUGCAGCAGAUAAACAGUAGAGGGCAGCGUAGCUCCAAAAUGGGUCACCUACCUGUGGAGGAUGAACGGGAUGGACUGGACUGUGACAAGACGGAGGGCACUGAGGACAGAACUGACGAAAGUUCCCACUAA
Molecule: messenger RNA, 1671 nt
Organism: Scleropages formosus (Asian bonytongue)
Lineage: Eukaryota; Metazoa; Chordata; Actinopteri; Osteoglossiformes; Osteoglossidae
Product: monocarboxylate transporter 13
Exons: 6
Coding region: 1-1671 (556 amino acids)
Biological process (GO): transmembrane transport; monocarboxylic acid transport
Molecular function (GO): monocarboxylic acid transmembrane transporter activity
Source: RefSeq, a predicted model, not a curated record